This is a messenger RNA of Geodia barretti, 648 nucleotides long. Lineage: Eukaryota; Metazoa; Porifera; Demospongiae; Tetractinellida; Geodiidae. The record is from the annotation of a GenBank genome assembly.
AUGGUUGCAAAAAUUUUAACUGCACUUCCCGAUAUACAAAAGAUUUAUCUCCUCAUUCGAAGUCGCACCGAUACCACUGGGAAGCACACUUCCGCUCAAGAACGUUUAGAAAAUGAACUUCUCACCUCGGGCGUUUUUGCAUCUCUUCGUCGGAUACACGGCGAAAAUUUUGACGCAUGGGCGCAGCAGAAACUGGUGGCUGUUGAAGGGGAUCUCACUCACGAGCAUCUUGGAUUCAGCGAUGCGGAAUACCAAAGACUCCAGGACGAAGUCCAGGUUUUUAUUAAUAUCGCGGGCCUUGUGGAUUUUGAUCCACCUUUCGAUGAUUCUUUGUGGGGAAAUACCUUUGCUGCUAAACAUGUUGUCAGCUUUGCAAGGGGUUGUCAAGAUGCCGUGUUUCUCCAUGUCUCAACGGCGUAUGUUUGCGGCGACAAGCCUGGACGAGUGCCUGAAGAACUUCCACUCUUCUAUGAGCACUACGCGGCACAGCAUCGCGAAAAGACAGGAAUUGCUAUCCCGGAAACGCUCUCUGAGGAAAUCGAAGGACUGCUUUCUCUGAGUGCGGCUAUUCAUGCUGAAGCCGAAUCACCUGAAAACCCUCGCACACUUUCAGCGGGAAGCGGAGGCGCAGAGAAAAGGGACACGUAA